UCGUCCCGCUAUAUCGAUAGCAAUGGCAACAUAGUCUUCAUAUUCUUAUCAAAAGUCUUUUUCUUCGAAGGAUGCAGCAAAACCAGUCACCACCAUCCAAACGCAACCACUCUCCUUCCCUCCUCCUCCAAUGCUCAGAGCUCGUCCUUUCAUGGCUGACCCCACAAGAACUCGCCACCAUAUCUCUCACCUGCUCCACCCUCCACACAAUCUCUAAGUCCAUCACUCUCCGCCGAGCCUCUGACGCCUCCAGAGCCUUCGAGAGUCAUCCCAUUCCAUUCCACAACUCCGUCGAUGAACACCCGUAUGCCUACUUCAUCUACACCCCAUCUCAAAUUUCUUCUUCCUCUUCUCAAUUUUUAGGGCGCCAAUCUUGGGGCUCCAGUUCUUCUGCACACAAAUCGAACUCGGUGGCUGGACUUGGAGUUCAAACGCUGCGUUUUGUGGACGAGUCGGGAGAGUGUGCGUAUGGGUGUGAAUGCGAGGCAUGUGGGGAAGAGGGAGAUGGGGGUGAUGGGUGUCCGUGUUUUGGUGGCUUUAACGACGUCGUUGCGGAGUGUGGGCCGAGUUGUGAGUGUGGGUUGGAUUGUGGCAAUAGGUUGACUCAGAGAGGGAUUGAGAUUAAGUUGAAGAUUCUGAGGGAUGGGCGAAAAGGGUGGAGUUUGUAUGCGGACCAGUUCAUUCCAAAGGGUCGGUUUGUUUGUGAGUAUGCAGGUGAACUCUUGACAACCAAAGAAGCAAGAUUGCGGCAGCAGAUAUAUGAUCAGCUUGCAUCAGGUGGUCAUUUUUCCCCUGCUCUUUUGGUUGUGAGGGAGCAUAUGCCAUCCAGAAAGGCAUGUCUAAGAUACAAUAUUGAUGCGACAAGAGUUGGAAAUGUAUCAAGGUUCAUCAACCAUUCGUGUGAUGGUGGUAAUCUAUCCACAGCACUGGUGAGAAGCUCAGGUGCUUUACUCCCACGCCUUUGCUUUUUUGCUUCGAAAGACAUAAAAGAAGAUGAAGAGCUUACUUUUAGCUAUGGUGAAAUUAGGGAAAGGUCAAAGGGGUUGCAGUGCUUUUGUGGGAGCUCUUGUUGUCUUGGAAUUUUGCCCUCAGAGCAGACUUAAUUGUAGUUUUUUGCCUCUAGACUAAGUAGUACUGUAGCUUGAAUUCUGUCCUUAUAGGAUAUGUAGGAGGGAAAGGAGCAGUUGGUGGCACAUUCAGGAUUGUGCAAUAAAUGGUAAAAAUGAAAAGGGGAAAGAGACUGAGGAGAAGAAAAUAGCACCAUAAGUUUGUUAACUUAUACCUAAUACUUUAACUGAAAUCCGUAAUCGGUUUAACUUGCAAUUUGCUAUUCGGAAUAGGAUGCAGAUGCAAAUUUUGCAAAA
Messenger RNA from Prunus dulcis (almond), 1364 nucleotides. RefSeq names its product histone-lysine N-methyltransferase SUVR3. Bases 72 to 1103 code for a protein of 343 amino acids. The record is from RefSeq and is a predicted model, not a curated record. NCBI's taxonomy places the organism in Eukaryota, Viridiplantae, Streptophyta, Magnoliopsida, Rosales, Rosaceae. The transcript has 2 exons. Gene Ontology annotation, molecular function: protein binding.